AGGCAACAGCAACAUCAAGAGCGACAGCGACGACAACGAGAUUGGCAAGAAAAUGACAUUUGAUCAGCGUGAUCGGUAUCAGUAAGAAAGGAGACACAGCUGCAAGCGUUGCGCUGCGUUUGUUAUCCUCAAGUCGAAUCCCCCAGCUGGACAAACACACACACACACACACAUACAUAGACACCCAACCGAUCCAUGGGCUGUACCUGGUCCAAGGAGCCAGACGGCAAUGCGUUGCCCAGUCCGCUGCAGCAGUUGCAAGCGGCGGAGGCGCCGCCCCGUGUGCAACAGCGCCGCCGCCAGGAGGAGAAGCGUCAGCGCCAGCUGGCCAAGCUGCAGAAGCGCAACGCACGCAAGCGGCGCCAUCAGCGCGGCGCCAAUAGCAACAGCCUGCGGCGCAGCAUGCGUGGCAACGUCAAUGUCAACGGCAGCGGCAGCAUUCGUGGCAGCCACAAUCUGGCACCACAGCUGCGGCUGCUUGGGGGCAGCAACGGCAGCAGCGCCACCGAAUGUGUGAGUGCGCUAUAUGCCCGAACGCUGGAGGGUCAGCGGGAGGAGCACCAGCGCGUCAUCGAAGAGAAGACGCGACAUCAGCUGGAGCGGCAGCUGCACACGUUCCUGCUUAACCAGCUGCUACUGGGCAUCCAGUUCUUUGGCCAUUACGAGAACGAGCUGGCCGCUAUCGACGACCAGCUGCAGGCCAGGCAGCGCGCCUGCGGCCAGACCCUCAACGAGCACAGUCUGAUCCAUGCCAGCGCCAUCGAUGUGGCCGUUUCCAAGCGGCUGCUCUUCAAGCCCACAGAUGGCCCACAUCGCCAGUCGGGCUCAGGCCAUGUUCCGGCACAGCCGCAGCCGUUGCAGAAGACGCUGACGUACGUGGUGUUCGAGAAUGUAGAUAUCGCCAGGGCCAAUGACGCGAACUAUGAUUCCAUAGCGGCGCUCUGCAAGGUGCUGUUGGAGACGGACUACUAUAACACGACGCCCUGUCGUUCGCAGUAUGUUCAGCUGCUGGAGCAAAGCCGCUGGAUGGGCUAUGUGCGUCUCAAGCUGCGUGAGCCGAUGCCCAUGCAGUGCAGCUCGGGCAGCAGCCCGAGCAGCGACGAGGGCGACAUUGAUGCCGCCUACAGCAGCUCCGGCUACAGCACUAUCGGUCCUGGCUCCAGCUCGAGUUCGGGCUCGGGCUCGGGCAGAGGCAGCUGGUGCGAGGGCGACUAUGAUCAUGUGUACAUAGCGCGCCUGAAUACACAGCGACCCAUGUCCGAGCUGAAACUCAUGUGCGAGGAGCCACUGCAGCGAAAUGUGCUGCCCGAGGCGUGCGUUUGCCGGCUGAUCAGCUGCCUGCCGGCCUGGCUGGAGCAGAGCGACGACGACGAGGUGGACUCCAAUGCAAGCAGCAGCAACGACGACGAAGACGAUGACGCGAAUCAAGAUCUGCAGCAGUGGCAGGAGAGCAGCCGCUCCGGCUACGAAACGGUGCAGGUGUUACGCCAGUGCCGCGUGGAGCAGCAGCGCCGGCGCGAUCUCCUCCAGCAAUGCUAUCUCAGUUCCCAGCAGUUUAUGAACUACUUUGCCGAGCUGCUGCGCCAGCAGCUGGCUCGAGAGCUGGGUAUCAGCCAGUCGCAGCUGUCGGCUGGCAGCUAUCGUGGCUGCAGCAUCUAUACGGCCACGGAGGAGCUGGUGCCCGCUAUCCAUGUGCCGCACAGCUGGCCGGACUGCGCUUUUGAGUUCAAUCUGCGCGCUCGCCCGCAGCUGACCAAUCUGCACACGGGCGAGAAGUUCCAAUGGCCGACCACGUUGAUGCGCAAGCGCAUUCAAUCCUUUGGCUUCCAUGUGGUGCCCGUGGGCUAUGCGCCGAAGCGGGCGCGUAAUCCCUUCCGUGAGCUGGAGUGGCGCAUUGUAUUCCCGCAGGCGGAGCAGUUUCUCGAGCGCCAGCUGACGCGCAUGCAGCUAAAGAUUCUGCUGCUGAUGAAGGCCCUGGUGCGGACGUUCGUUAACGAGAAAUGCCAGGCAAUGGGCCACAUCAUGGAGCAGCUGCGGACGCAUCUGUUCUGGCAAUGCGAGCGACACAGCAACGACUGGCCGGAGGAGUUUCUGGGCGAGAGGCUGGUGCGCUUCGUGCGCACCUUUGCUGAUUGCCUGGCCAAGAAGCAGCUGAGCGACUAUUUCAUCGAGCGGCGCAAUCUCUUCGAGCAUGUGCCAGAGGAUGCGCUCAUGGAGCUGCGCGCCAUCAUGGCGGGCAUUGCCGAGCAGCCGCUCAUGCAUGUGCUCCAGGCGCUGCGCAAUCUCCAGCAUGCCGACGACUUUUAUCCCAAGCUCAACUAUCGCCGGCUGCUCGACAAUUUUCUGGCCCAGGACUAUCUGCAGCUGCGCGGCUGGGCCAAGUUUGCGCGGAACACGCUGCCCGUAACGGAGCAGCAGCGGGAACCGCAGCGGGAACAGCAGCCGCCAGAGCUGGAGCCCAGUGAUGCACAGGGUCUGCUGGGCAUGCGUCAGCAUCAGGAACGCACGCGCGGCAAGCUGCGCCGCAAGACGCAAAUGCUGCGGGCCCAGCAGCUGAAGCUGGCCGAGCAGCGCCGCGACUCCAGCGAGUCCCUGACGCUGGACUUGCCGCUGCUGAUGCCCCGCACAUCGCAGACAUCCCACACAUCCAGCAACACAUCCGCCACAGCUGCAGCUGCAACUAAAACAACAACAACAACAACAACAACAACAACGACAACACCUCAACUCAACGACGGCUUCGAGAUCCUGCGGCGCACCAAUCUGUUGGAGCUGCUGCUGGAUCACAUGCUGGCCAUGCUGGCCAAGGCGACGGAGUUUCGCAAUGCACAGCACGCCCAGCUCUAUUUGGAGCAGGCGCAGCGCCUGUGCCGGCUCUACCAGCAGCUGGGCUGCUCCCAGUAUGCCCAGCACUAUACGGACGCACUGUGCCAGGCGGCGAGCAGUAUCGAGCGGGCCACCACCAGCGCCAGCACUAGCCGCGGCAGCCCCGCCGCCAGCUGCAGCUCCAGUCCCAUGCGCCGCAAGUCUCUCAAGUUCGUGGAGCAUGUCGUGCAGAUGCACUCAGGCGAGCUGCUGCCGCUGCAGCCACCCGCGCCACCAGGCACACAGCGUGCGCCGCCCAAGUCCAAUGAGCACGACGACGACAUCAUCCUGGAGGCCAGACAGCGAGAGCCCGAGCCGCAGCCGGAGGCCGAGACAGAGCCCGUGCCAGAGGCGUCUGUGCCAGCCAACGCCAUGGAGGGCAGCAUUUUGGGGCCGCUGCUGCAGCGACUCCAAGUGGAUGCCGGAGCACUGCAAGUCAUAAGCACCAAGACGGAGCAGCUGAUGCAAACAUUGGCGCCGGAAGCGAAGCGCGACGAGCUACGCGACAUGCUCAAGCGGAAUACACAAAAGCUGAAGAGCGCUUUCAAUUAGCAGCUCCUCUUAACCCCGACAGCCCGACUACGCCCUAGAGGCGUUAUCUAUAUAUACAUCAUUCUAUGAGAUUAUCGGAAUGGCCCUCAAGUACGCCCGAUUGGCUUCCGUCUUCGGUCUGCUGCCCAUCUUGAUAACUCCAGACUAAUUGUAAAAUGAAAACCGAGCGAAACGCAAGCAAGCAACUUAUUUCGAUCAUGUCUUAUAAAGCUGUUUGAUAAG
Messenger RNA from Drosophila virilis, 3639 nucleotides. RefSeq lists its product as uncharacterized. NCBI's taxonomy places the organism in Eukaryota, Metazoa, Arthropoda, Insecta, Diptera, Drosophilidae. The record is from RefSeq and is a predicted model, not a curated record.